Messenger RNA from Teleopsis dalmanni, 876 nucleotides. RefSeq lists its product as uncharacterized. Bases 1 to 876 code for a protein of 291 amino acids. The transcript has a single exon. Lineage: Eukaryota; Metazoa; Arthropoda; Insecta; Diptera; Diopsidae. The record is from RefSeq and is a predicted model, not a curated record.
AUGCGUGUGAAUUUCAAAUUGUGCACCUUAACCAUACUGGUGGCUGCAGUAGCAGCUGUGCAUGCAAUAGAAACGGAUAACACGACUGGGCGCAGCACAUUGUUGGAUAAUGGGUUGUCUCGCACCCUUAAGCACAUAUACACACAUUGCGCUGAAAGCGAUGACAUAUUUUGGUGCCUCAAAUUGCAAGGUACCAAACUGCUUGGUCGAGCACUGAAAGUGCAAAAUAUCAAGAUAAUUGAUGGAAUUUCCAUUGUGCGGAAAACGGAUAACACGACACGUAUUGGACGUGCCACAGAAUUGAAUUUGAGUAAUCGAGAUUUGGAGCACUUGUCAGCGAAAAGCUUGGAUGCUUUGUUGUUCGAAAGAUUCAUUAAUUUUGUACAGAGCCGGCAGGUACAAGUAAGUUUUCCGCGUUUGCUUACUCUGGGGCAACACAAUAGUCAAGACUUAGUGACAGGUCUGUUAAAUUUGCUAGCACCGUUCAUGGACAAUGAAGUCGUCGAAGGACGUAAGAAGAAGGAUAGAAAAUAUUUGGGUCCAUUCAUUGCCGCUGUUAUGCUUAAAGCAGCCAUAUUGAAAAUGGCCUAUCAUUCAAUUGCAAUUGUGGCAGGAAAGGCGUUGAUUGUGGGUAAAAUAGCACUCAUCAUUAGUGCUAUUAUUGGCCUGAAGAAGCUAGUCUCCAAUGAAAGUGAGAAGACCACAUAUGAAAUUGUGAAACAUCCGCAGGUACAGCAAUCGCACACGUACUCCUCCAGUCAUGCAGGCGAGUAUGAGAGCGGACACGAAAGCGGUUCAUAUCAUCGCAGUAUAAGUGACGCGGCUGCUGCACAGGACAAGGCGUAUCAAGCUUGGGUACCCACAAAAACGUCAUAA